Messenger RNA from Meloidogyne enterolobii, 596 nucleotides. Lineage: Eukaryota; Metazoa; Nematoda; Chromadorea; Rhabditida; Meloidogynidae. The record is from the annotation of a GenBank genome assembly.
AAUUCUGAUUUUUACAUUUUUUCUCUGGCAGAGUUUAUUCUUAUGGGAGAAUGUUUGUUUUAAAUUCUGAUUUAAAUUUCUGGUGGAAAGACUCAGAUGAUACAAUUAAAAAAGAAGAAAAAAUUGCUUCAACAUUUUCUUCUUCAAUUUUUGCAAAUAAAAUACCAGAGCAUUUAAACAAUUCAUUCAAACAAAUUUAUUCUUCCUCUGCUUCAAAUAAUUCUGUACCCAUUAAUAACCAUAUUAUUCAACCUUCAACAAGUACAAAUGUUACUAGUUGUUCAACUGAAGCAAUGGAAAAUUUGGCUGAUUUGGCAUUGGCACAAUUGGCGGAAUUCCCAUUAAUUCCGUCUUCGUCUACCUCAGUUUCAUCAUCUAUUUUAAUGCCUCCACCUCCACUACCUCCACCUAUUACUUCAAUAAAUACUUCAACGAAUUCUACCCAAAUUUAUGGUACUAGUAAUAACUUAAAAUCAACAAUAACAACAAAAAAUGAAUUGUUUCAACAACCAAAUAAUAAUAAUAAAUUUAAUAGUCAACAUAAAAAAGAUGUUAAAAAUGAUUCUGAUAGUAUAGGUUUGUUUGAAAAUUACUAA